This is a messenger RNA of Actinia tenebrosa (Australian red waratah sea anemone), 5444 nucleotides long. RefSeq lists its product as uncharacterized. NCBI's taxonomy places the organism in Eukaryota, Metazoa, Cnidaria, Anthozoa, Actiniaria, Actiniidae. The record is from RefSeq and is a predicted model, not a curated record.
UGUCAUGGAGGACGAAGCGGAAUCAUCAAAUUAUUUGUUUUUACUCAGUAUUUGUGGUAUCUUGGGUUAAAGCAUCAUUAUGGUGGAAAAGUCUGAUGUCGUCGAGGAAUGUUCCUCGUGUGUACGUCUCAAGCAGGAAAUUGAAAUAGCACAGAAGGAUCAAGCUGCUACACUAAAAAUGAUCAAGGAAAAGAUAAUGUCAACAGAUAAAUUGAUCAAAAAAUAUCAAAAGAAAUGUGAUGAUUUUGACAAACAAGCAAAAGUGUUGAAUGAUCUGACUACUAAGCAUAAAAAUUGUGAAAGAAACACAGAGAUUUUACAAGAACAGCUAAAGCAAUCCCUGGAAGUAACUGAGCCACAAAAAAAGACCAUUAAGAGAUUAAUACAAGAAAAGUUCAUAGCAGAGGAAACAAUCCAGGAAUUGAAACAGAAAAAUAUUGAUCAAGAGGAAGUUAUCAAUCAGCUUAAACAUGGUCUUCAGCUUAGAGAUGAAAAAGAUUCUUCAUGGAAGCUUGAACAACAACUACAAGCUAAACAAAUUGAAAAAGAAAAAAAGAGGGUUGAAAAACUCAUGAAGGACCUAGAGAAAGCAAAGGAAGAAAUCAAAAGAGGAAGAGGGUUGGUGAGGGAAAAGAGUCRUGAACUUCGUGCAGUUGGAAGAAAAUGUGAUAAUUUUGAGUUUCAGCUGAACAAACUGAAGGAGGAAGUCAAAUAUGGCAAAAAAGAUGGAAACGACAGAUUUUUUAACCAUYCCAAAAGAAGAUUAUCACCAAAAGAGUGCAAUAGAGUAAGAAGACCACAGCAAAGUGCGAAGCGGUGUGAAGAGAAACUUACUGAACUUUUAUCCGAUUCAACCAAAGAAUGCAACAGCCCUACAGGGAAAAAACCUCCUUUGACGUCAAUCUUUGAUGAAAUGACCAAACUUGCUGUUUAUCCGCUGUCACCAGUGCCACCAAGCCCUACUGAAUCAAAAGAUUCGAGUAAUGAGUUUAGUGAUGAUAAUUCUAGUGGUAGUAGUAGUGAUUCAGAGGGUGGAUCUCUUGUUGAUCUUGGAGAGAUGCUAGAAUUGAAACUGGAAAACAAAGAUGCUACGAGUGGGGAGGCUGGAACAGCGGAUAACUUGAAUAACAUGGAUGAGCAAGAACUUGGUUGCUUGGAGUCUGGGGAUGAAGAUGUUGAGAACGAAAUCAAAUCAUUUUCUGAUGCAACGAAUGAUAACAAUUCCGAAAAAAACAAACAGAUUACUCCAAAAGAAAGCGAUAAAGAGAGUAUAACUGACAAUUAUCUAAAUAAAGGGCAGAGAACUCCAGAAAAAAGGCAAUCUGAAAGGCAUGUAACAAAAGCAAGUGCCCUAGAGGACAGUGAUACCGAAUAUGAAAGUCCUUUGUCUUCCAAACAUUCAGCAAUUAUUUCUUCAGAGGAGUUAAUAAGUGUGGCAACAAGUAAAGUAUCAUCUAAGUUAAGCACUUGGGAUUUAACAACUAAAAAUGUAGAUACCGAUGAAAACCGCGACGGAACAAUCUCCAUUGAUAAAACGUCAUGCGUGAGUUUUGAUAAGGAGACAAUUGAAGAGGUCGAUAUUAAAAACAAUAACUCAUCUUUAUCAGGAUUAAACAAAGGCUUGAAGGAUAUUUUGUCUGUAGUGAAUGAAAAAGAAAAUGAUCACAUAAAAAGGAAUGAUAAACUAACAUGUUCAGAGAAAAAUGAGAUGUCAACCACAAACGUUGCCAACGAGGUCAGAACUGAAUCGGCUCAAUGGGAAGACAGUCCUAUAAUAGAUAAUACUUGUGGUGCUGAAAAUGAGACAGGGCAUACCUCAGUUAAAAAGACUGCAAUUGAUGAAUUGCUUUCUGAGAAGCAUGUUAAAAGUUUUGAUCUUGAUUAUUCAGAGGCUGAAGAUGUGUUUGCCAUUCCCCCUGAGUUCAGAGACGGUGAUGAUGAAUUUGCUGAUCGCACCAGCAGAGUACUACCAGGGUUAGACGAUGACGAGGAACAUCAUACCAAGGAUACUCCUAUUACUCAGAAUAUACAACAUACAGAAAACGAUACACCUUUAUUAACUGACGACAAAAACACGACGAAAUACACUGAAUACGCCACGAACAAGUUGAUGGAAAAUGAAUUGGAGGCUGAUUCCGAGUUGUCUCUCAGGAAAUUAAAGGAUAUUGGAAGAAGUGAUGUUCCCAGAAAAUGUAGCUUAAAUGAGUUCGAUGAUAGAGAUGAUACUUUACUAAAUAAAAGUAAGAUUAUAAAAGAUAGUUUGAAAAAAUAUGGAGAAAGGCUAGGGAAUACUACUCUACCAGAACAACAAGAACGUGAAAUGGAGGGUGGCGUGGGCAACAAACUCUCCGAAAACGAGGGUAUAAUGGGUAAAAAUCUAGAUACUAUUGGUGAUGCAAAAAGGUCAUUUCCUAAAGGAGAUACUGAACAAAUUGCUCUUAAUGUGACUGUAGAAAAUUCACGUAAAAUACGAACGCACAAGAAGACUAUGAACACGAAAUGUCGUGAAGAACCAAGCACUUCAUCUGGAAAUGAUGAGGAAAGUGAGAAGGCGAAUUUGUUAACCAUAGAUGGUGAUAAAGUAUUGGGAAUUAAAGAAGAACAACUCGUACAUAAGAACGUGCAAGGAACGAAAAGAAGUAAUAUAGAGCUUUGUGGUACAAGGAAAGGACAUAAAAGAGUCGCUUUUCCAGAGGAGGUAGCCCCCACCCAUGUUAACAGUACGCCGGCAGAAAGAAUUGAAAGAACACUUGAGGGUACAAAGAAACAAAGUGAUUCAAAUCUAUCUACUGCAGAAACAAGUGGGAAUGAUAAUGAUACCGUUUCUGCACGUAUAAUAAAUUGUGAUAGCAUUCGUUCAAACGAUAUAAUUGUAUCGAAAAAUGAUGCCAAAUCAAGUGUUGCUGAUGACUAUGUAAUGAAAUGCCAUCUUGAUUCGUUUGGUGAAUCAAGUGAAUUGCUAAAUAAAGAGGAAAAUGUCGCAGUGGAGAAAAGCAGUUGCAAAACGACUGUUGAUAACAUAGCAGUUCCCCAUCAUGGUGAUUCAAUGAACAGUUUUAACAAAGUUGAAGCCGAUUCACAAUGUUGUGAUGAAGCAUCAAUGGAUAAAAGUGCCACGAUAAUGGAUGAAAGUACGGAGGAAGUCCUUGAAGAAGGUCAAACCAAUCCAGUUGUAGAUACAAACACUAGUGUUGUGACCAUAGAGGAUGUUAAUAUAAAUAAUCACGACGCAUUGGGCCUAGAAAAUGACAGCGGCAAAACGAUUAUGGAGUUUGAAGCUUUAACCAGUGAUGACGCUGCUGAUUCUAAUUUGAUGAAUAAGAACAAUCCAAAAGAUGAGAGCCAUCAAGAUGAUUUUACGGCCAUUAAAGAAUCGAUUUUGAUUGAUACGUGUGAGACGAAAUCAAGCAUUCCAGUCCCCUCAAAUCUACCGUUAUCAAUAGUCAUUAAUGACUGUCUCAGUGUGUUUGAUGAAGAGAUGCCAAUACUGUCUCCCUUACCAUCUUCACCAAGUUCAUCUCGUGAAUCGAGCCCARCUCGUGAAUUAGAUAUGGAGGAGAAGUGUACACUGGCUCACUUUACAUCGUUACCUUCACGAUAUGCUGCUUCUAAACCAACAGUUGAUAUGAGAAGUCUUGCUAGUGCUCGUGUUAAAAUCUCACCAACUUCGUCUGUAUCGCAGGCAUCUCUUACUGCUACGACAGAAAACAAAGAUUUAGAACCCUCAUUGAAACUCGAGCCACCCAGGCAAGACGCUUCUGAUGCUGAAGGCCAUGAUAAGGAAGAGAAAGUUUCGUUAAAGAAACAAAAGAAGAAGGGCAAUGUUCAACUAUCUGUUAGACCAUACUUCUUAUCUGAAAUCCAGUAUGCAGAUAAAGUAAUGAGGUUUUUAACUCGAGAACACGUGAAAAUAGAGGAUGUGGUUUCUCGUUUAUCCAAUCCCAAGACCAUGUCAAAUGGAACACCAUUAGCUGCUGCCCUAGUAAAGUUCCAACACAACGAAGACUUGAUGCCAAUUAUCAUUCAGAAAUAUUAUGAUCGAGAUCGUCAACACCAAGAGCAAGUGUCCAGGUUGCCUGACUUGAAUAACUGGACUCCAAUUCUGUCAGUUUUUGAAGAACGGGUCUUCGUGAUGGUUACUAGACUUUCUGAAUCUGUUGAUCAUUUGAAAGGUCUGUCCACAAAAGUCAUAUCGUUAUUAUCCAGGUGUAUAGUUCAUUCCUGUACAGUUACGGAAGAACCAGACAAGAGAUGCGUAGCCUCUAAUUGUCGACUUCUCUGCGCUCUCUGCCGAAAAGAAUCAAACCUUCAACACAUGCGUGUAUUGUGUUAUGAUAUCAUUCGGUCCCUCUACUCCAGACCCGGUACUGUUCUCUACUUGAUGAUAUCAAUAGCAGCUGUAUGGCCACCUGUACUGGCUGCUUCUGUAUUGACAAUAUCUAGAGGGGUGGUAUGCGUAGCUGGACAAUCCUACCAACCUCUUCCAUGUACAAUUCAAAUGAUUCUAACCACAUGGGCUCGUUCAAAUGACUGGGUGUUGUUAGGGAAUGUUCUGGAUUGGUUAUGUGCUUGGAAACAAGUGCCAUCUGGAGUACUAUCGUUACAACAACUGGCUGGAGAACUCGUAAAGCUGAUGAAGGAUCCCACAUCUGCUCAGCUCAUGCAGGAUAAAGAUGGUAAUCCAAUUCUUGGUUUUGGUCUUUACGAAGUCGUCAAAGCCCUCGAACUGGUGACUUGCGUGUUAGGAUGGACGUGGCUUAAUAAUGUUCUUGUCAGGGGAUAUCUUUGGGAUAUAUUGGCAUAUUGGGUGGUCACCAGUACAGAGCCUGAGACCAGUUGUACUGAUUCUAACGUUGGUAGUUGUAAUGAUGGUAGUAAAGAUUCUUCAAAUGAUUCAUCCCUGUCUACGUCUGUCAUGCAAGUUACAAACCAUGCUGCUGAUACUAGUAAUAGUACUGACACAAAUCAGGUUUUGGAACCAACUGUGGUUGCAGCUAUUAGACUACUAGGGCUGGCUUGUAGAAUCGCCAUACAGCAUUACCAGACAAUACCUCAAGUGAUACCUUUACUUGUUGGAUUACUACAGACAGCACAGGAUUGUUCAGUACCGUACGCUGUGCAGUUAGCUUCUGCGUAUUCGCUUCUUGAAGUAUCGCCAUGGCAACCCAAUAGGGUUAUGUCUGUUUUAGAUGAAUGGAAAAUCGUACAAGAAAAAAACAACACUUUACCUGGAUCAUUAAUACAGGGAGUGAACUCUUUAAAAGUAUGUCUACAGCCAAGUAGAGACUCUUCUCUUCUCUUCGAGAACUGCGCAAAAAUAGAGAACAACGAAGAUGGGGAUAUCGAGAGUGUCCACAUGGAAUCUUGAUAGUUUAGUUACUGUCAAAUAUAUUAAUCUGCCAAAGUUAUUAAUUUUACAAUAAAAAUAUUUAUAAUAGUUAUUA